AUGCGAAGUAAUAAUUUCAAUUCAGAAGUAUUGGGAUUAGUUCUGGUAUUUCAGUCGAAACAAGUUUCGACUAAUUUUGAUCUGCAAACUUUCAACCUUACAAAUACGUACAGUAGUUAG
This is a messenger RNA of Ambispora leptoticha, 120 nucleotides long. The record is from the annotation of a GenBank genome assembly. NCBI's taxonomy places the organism in Eukaryota, Fungi, Glomeromycota, Glomeromycetes, Archaeosporales, Ambisporaceae.